Durotheca rogersii is the source of this 1428-nucleotide messenger RNA. RefSeq names its product glycoside hydrolase family 5 protein. Bases 130 to 1374 code for a protein of 414 amino acids. NCBI's taxonomy places the organism in Eukaryota, Fungi, Ascomycota, Sordariomycetes, Xylariales, Xylariaceae. Gene Ontology annotation, molecular function: hydrolase activity, hydrolyzing O-glycosyl compounds. The transcript is spliced from 3 exons. Gene Ontology annotation, biological process: carbohydrate metabolic process. The record is from RefSeq and is a predicted model, not a curated record.
UAUUUAAAUACCACCGUGCGCGCGCGCACGUAGGUACCUAGUGGGCAGCGAUCCGCCACUCGACUCGACUCGACUCGACUCGACUGACUAACUAACUAGCUGAACUACCCUCUGCCCAAGCGAGACACCAUGGUCCUCCCGCUGCGCGGCCUCGUGCGCUGGCUGGGAGCUCUCGCGCUGGCCGCGCCGGCCAGCGUACUCGGGGCGCCGGCGGGUUUUGUCAGCGUGCGGGAGGGCAAGUUCGAGCUGGACGGGGCGGAGUUCUACUUUGCGGGGAGCAACGCGUACUACCUGCCGUUCAGCGAGAACGAGACCGACGUGGAGCUGGGGCUCGCGGCGGCGGCGGCGGCGGGGCUCAAGGUGAUGCGCACGUGGGGGUUCAACGAGCGCAACGCGACGACGGACCCCGGCGGGCUGCCGGCGUACGGCGGCGAGGGCGCGGGCACGACCCGGGCCGUGUUCCAGCGCUGGUUCCCCGGCGGCCGCGCCGUCGUCGACCUCGCCCCCUUCGACAAGGUCGUCCGCGCCGCCGAGCGCACCGGCGUCAAGCUCCUCGUCGCCCUCACUAACAACUGGGCCGACUACGGCGGCAUGGAUGUGUACACUGUUAAUCUCGGCGGGAGGUACCACGACGACUUCUACCGCGUCCCGGCGAUCAAGGACGCCUUCAAGUCGUACGUGUCGCAGUUCGUGUCGCGGUACCGGGCGUCGCCGGCGAUCCUGGCGUGGGAGCUGGCGAACGAGCCGCGGUGCGGCGCGGACGCGGUGCGCAACCUGCCGGCGGGGCCGGACUGCUCGCCGGCGCUGCUGACGGCCUGGGUGGACGAGAUGGCGCGGUUCGUCAAGGCGCUAGACCCGGACCACCUGGUGACGUGGGGGGGCGAGGGCGCGUUCGACCGCGGCGACCCGACCGACUCGUUCUACGGCGGCCGCGACGGCGGCGACUUCGACGCCGCGCUCGCGCUCCCCGCCGUCGACUUCGGCACCUUCCACACCUAUCCCGACUGGUGGCGCCGCCCCGGCCGCUCCUGGGUCGAGGCCUGGGUCCGCGACCACGCCGCCGCCGCCCGCGCCGCGCGCAAGCCCGUCGUCCACGAGGAGUACGGCUGGAUGACCCCCGCCGCCCGCGACCAGAACGGCGUCCCCGCCCCGGCCCCCGGCGAGGGCGGUGGCGCCAACGUCACCCGCGCCGACGUCGUCGGCCGCUGGCAGCAGGUCGGCCGCGAAGAGCGCGUCCCCGGCCUCUACUGGCAGUUCGGCUUCUCCGGCUACUCGUACGGCCGCAACCACGACGACGGCUUCACCAUCUACCUCGACGACGAGGAGGCCCGCUCCCUCGUGUACGACCACGCCAAGGCGGUCAACGGCCGGUGAGGAGGGGGAAGGAAUUACGAGAGGGGUUGCUCCCAGCAGGACCUCUUCGUCUCG